Molecule: messenger RNA, 1767 nt
Organism: Salvia miltiorrhiza (redroot sage)
Lineage: Eukaryota; Viridiplantae; Streptophyta; Magnoliopsida; Lamiales; Lamiaceae
Product: dihydrolipoyllysine-residue acetyltransferase component 4 of pyruvate dehydrogenase complex, chloroplastic-like
Exons: 6
Coding region: 166-1527 (453 amino acids)
Biological process (GO): pyruvate decarboxylation to acetyl-CoA
Cellular component (GO): chloroplast envelope; chloroplast thylakoid; pyruvate dehydrogenase complex
Molecular function (GO): dihydrolipoyllysine-residue acetyltransferase activity
Source: RefSeq, a predicted model, not a curated record
UAUUUGGUAGCAGAAGCAGGGUGGUGUGAGUUUACAGUUACACAGUGAGGCAUAGAGAAACAAUUGUAAGCGGCGGAGUAGUCGAAGCCAAGUCUCCCUCGCCCUCUCCGCCCCACCUCCAUUUAUAUCAUCACAUUUUCACAAACACCUAAUGCGCAUUCCGCCAUGGCUUCGCUCCGAAUCUCCUUCUCCUCCUCCCUCUCCUCCACCGCCCCGCUCCUCCGCCCCUCCGCAUUCUCCCUCACCCCUCCAUCCACCCGCAUCCCCCUCGUCCGCGCCAAAAUUCGAGAGAUUUUCAUGCCCGCUCUCAGCUCUACCAUGACUGAGGGCAAGAUCGUCAGCUGGAUCAAAUCCGAGGGUGACGCCUUGUCCAAAGGCGAAUCCGUCGUCGUCGUCGAAUCCGACAAAGCCGACAUGGACGUCGAGACCUUCUACGACGGGAUAUUAGCAGCCAUCGUCGUUAACGAGGGCGAGAUGGCUCCAGUCGGCUCCGCGAUCGGGAUUUUAGCCGAGACCGAGGAUGAAGUUGCUGAAGCCAAGGCGAAGGCGAAGGCUGCGGCGCAGUCGCCGUCCUCCCCCGCCACAUCCGAGCCAGAAGCGGAGGAGUCCGCUCCAAUUCCAGCUCCAGCUCCUGCUCCGGUUGCGCCGGGGAAGGUGGCGGCAACGCCGUAUGCUAAGAAAUUGGCGAAGCAGCAUAAGGUGGAUAUUAGCAAAUUGGGGGGAACAGGUCCGUUUGGGAGGGUAACGCCGGAGGAUGUGGAGAAGGCUGCUGGAAUCACGCCGGCGCCGAAGGCUAGUGUUGUGCCUGCAACCGCCGCUCCAGCGAAGGCUGCAUCCAGUUUCGCCGAGAUUCCAGGAUCGAAUGUGGUUUCGUUCACUACAAUGCAGGCCGCUGUGUCGAAGAAUAUGGUGGAGAGUCUGAGCGUGCCGACUUUCAGAGUUGGGUACCCGAUCGUUACGGAUGCGCUCGAUGCCCUCUAUGAGAAGGUGAAGCCCAAGGGCGUGACCAUGACCGCGUUGUUGGCAAAAGCUGCAGCAAUGGCAUUGGUUCAGCAUCCUGUGGUGAAUGCUAGUUGUAAAGACGGAAAAAGUUUCACUUACAAUAGUAAUAUAAAUAUAGCUGUGGCUGUGGCUAUCAAUGGUGGACUGAUCACCCCUGUGCUUCAGGAAGCGGAUAAGUUGGAUCUGUACCUGUUGUCUCAAAAAUGGAAGGAGCUAGUCGAGAAGGCUCGAACUAAGCAACUUCAGCCACAGGAGUACAACUCAGGAACCUUCACAUUAUCGAAUUUGGGCAUGUUUGGAGUAGAUAGAUUUGAUGCCAUCCUUCCUCCGGGCCAGGGGGCUAUUAUGGCUGUGGGAGCCUCAAAGCCUACUGUUGUAGCUGGAAAAGAUGGAUUCUUCAAUGUCAAAAACAAGAUGCUGGUUAAUGUGACAGCUGACCACCGCAUAGUAUAUGGUGCUGACUUGGCUGCAUUCCUUCAAACAUUCGCAAAGAUAAUCGAGAACCCAGAGUGCCUCACCAUGUAGAUGGGAAUUUAGGAUUUCUUGGGCAAGUUUUGAAAUUUGGAUUUUCUUUAGUCAUGCGUUUUGCGUUGAUAGGAGGAUAAUAAGUUUUUUCUCUAGCUUCCUGGUUUGAAUAUUUAGUUGGUAAACACAUGUUAUUUUGAUAUUUCCCUCUCAUAGUCAAGAGCCUGGAAAUUCUGAUUUAUGUAUUAUCAUUGAGUUUCAAAGUGAUCGCUACAGAAAAUAAAGUUACAUUUGGUAGGA